AGCCCAGCCCGGUGCGCCCCGAGCGCCGCCGGGGCUCAGCCACCCCCGCCCGGAUCCAGGCACAGAAAACGGGUAAUAACCGAAGACGGCCUCACAGCAGGAAAGUGAGAUCAGAUUGGCAAUGCAGCAGUGAGUGGCAUGAUUGAAGACAAGACAAAAAGCAGGCUACAGCAAAAGGUGUGAGCUUCAUAUUUUCUCCCUGAAACAAGGUUAUAGCUGAAGAGUUCAAGAUGAUACCAAAUUACUCUACUGAAGAAACUGUUAAAAGAAUCCACGUGGACUGUCCUGUUUCAGGAAGGCACAGCUACAUCUACAUUAUGGUUCCAACCGUUUACAGCAUCAUCUUUAUCAUAGGCAUAUUUGGGAACAGCCUGGUCGUUAUUGUCAUUUACUGCUACAUGAAAUUAAAAACAGUAGCCAGCAUCUUUCUUCUCAACCUGGCCCUGGCUGACUUGUGUUUUUUGAUAACUCUGCCCCUCUGGGCUGCCUACACGGCCAUGGAAUACCAGUGGCCUUUCGGCAACUGUUUGUGCAAGUUGGCCUCGGCGGGGAUAAGUUUCAACCUGUACGCCAGCGUGUUCCUGCUCACCUGCCUGAGCAUCGACCGCUACCUGGCCAUCGUGCACCCGGUGCAGUCGCGCAUCCGCCGGACCAUGUUUGUAGCCCGAGUAACCUGCAUCGCCAUCUGGCUUCUCGCCGGCGUGGCCAGCCUGCCCGUCAUCAUUCACCGCAACAUAUUCUUUGCUGAGAAUUUGAACAUGACGGUCUGUGGCUUUCGCUAUGAAAGCAAUAACACGACGCUCCGGGUCGGGCUAGGUUUAUCCAAAAAUUUGCUGGGCUUUUUGAUUCCUUUUCUAAUCAUAUUAACAAGCUACACUUUAAUUUGGAAGACACUGAAGAAGGCAUAUCAAAUUCAAAAAAAUAAGACUAGAAAUGAUGAUAUUUUUAAGAUGAUUGUGGCAAUUGUAUUUUUCUUUUUCUUUUCCUGGAUUCCUCAUCAAGUGUUCACUUUUCUGGAUGUGUUGAUUCAAUUACAUGUAAUAACAGAUUGCAAAAUCACUGAUAUUGUGGAUACAGCUAUGCCCUUCACUAUUUGUAUCGCUUACUUUAACAACUGUCUGAAUCCAUUUUUUUAUGUUUUUUUUGGAAAAAACUUUAAAAAAUACUUCCUUCAGCUAAUAAAAUACAUCCCACCAAACGUCAGCACACAUCCAAGCCUAACAACAAAAAUGAGCUCCCUCUCCUAUCGGCCACCAGAAAAUAUCCGCUUGCACACUAAAAAGACUGCUGGGCCUUUCGACACCAAUUGAGGCGUUUUGCACAGUUCUUCUCUUGAACAACCUUGUGUGCGAAGCAGCAAGAAUAACAAGAUUCAUCUGCUGUCCUCAACAUCGCAGCUCAUUCCAGCAACACUGGAUCACCUCCGAGAAAUCAUACUGUAAAGAGUCCGCAGUGGCCUUUCAGCUUACAUUGCAAAGAGGACUGAUUCGUUUUCAUUUUGUUCUCCUUUACUGAAAGCAGCGUAAGUGUUGGACGGGCAUGUCAGAGAUCCUGCCAGCAUCCCACCGUCCGCUCGGAGCUACGAAAGAAGGGGAGGACAAACUCCUAACUUAAGUUCACAGGUGUUUCAAAAGGAAAAGCUUGUGCAAAUAACAUGAAAUACAAAGAACUUGAUUUGCAUAUAUGUGAGCUAUUCUGUUGAAGGAGUGGAGCUUUGUUUCUUGUUUUGUUGGUGUUUUUUUUUUACGACAUAAAUGUCUUAUAAUCAUAUUUAUAAUAUAUUUUCAAAUAUAUGUUAUAUAUAGAGGCCCAGUUUUAAACUCAAAUGGAAAUUUAAGGUUCUCGAAAUUGGUCUUAUUCUGAUUUAUGCUACUAUUUUUUUUA
Messenger RNA from Cyanistes caeruleus (blue tit), 1884 nucleotides. It is a transcript of the gene AGTR1, whose product is annotated as angiotensin II receptor type 1. Lineage: Eukaryota; Metazoa; Chordata; Aves; Passeriformes; Paridae. Gene Ontology annotation, biological process: calcium-mediated signaling; G protein-coupled receptor signaling pathway; regulation of vasoconstriction. Gene Ontology annotation, cellular component: external side of plasma membrane; membrane. The record is from RefSeq and is a predicted model, not a curated record. Gene Ontology annotation, molecular function: C-C chemokine receptor activity; C-C chemokine binding; angiotensin type II receptor activity.